CUUCUAGGUGCAUAAAAUAUACAUCUGUCUUAUAGACAUUGGAUAUAAAGUAGUUAAACGAGUCGUAUUCAUGAUUAAAAAUUUUGUUGUUCGCGUUAUCAGAUACCUGUUAAACCUGCUAAGACACGAUUUGCCAGCCCUACUCGAACCGAACAGCCAUAUGGAUAAACCCAUAAAAAUUCUCCUCAUUUUUCAUGAAUUCUGGAGUUUCAUAAUCUACAAACUCAAUUCAUUCAUUCAUAUAUUUCUCAUUAGCAUUGAAUUCAUCCCUGAUGCAGAUACGAAUUCAUCAAAACGUGUUCGCCACAAUAAUUACCAAGCAAUGUUCGUCAAGCUUCAGCAUUUAGAUACAAAUUGCAUCCCAAUUAUCCACUCAGUCAAACCCUCAAAAACCCACGACAUUAAUGGUGGAGUUUCAGUUCAUCUCCCACGCAACCGUACCCAAACAGAAUUGGAACAAAAACUCAUCAAGAAACACCAAAUCCCGCCUCAAAAACCGCCCGAAUUCUACGAAAACGUUGUGUUUUAUAAGCCGAAACCGAACCCAGAUGGGCCAGUUAAAAGUUUGAAAGAAAAGGGUGCAGCUGGAAACUGUAGGGGCGGAAAGGGAGACGUGCACACCAAGUGUUCGACGAAAUGUGUGAGUGGGAAUGCGGUUGUGAAGAAAGUGCACACCAGGUGUUUGAUGAAAUGGGCGAGGUAUGGCGGGUGUAUACCCGCCAUAUUGGAAGCUUUGGAAAGAGUUAGCGAUUUGGACGAAGUGUUUAAAGCGUGGGAAGUGAGGAUAAGUAAGAAGGAAAUGACGAUAAUCUUGAAGGAGCAAGAGGUUUGGCAACGGGCUUUGGAGAUUUUCGAGUGGUUUAAGAGAAAAGGGUGUUACGAGGUGAAUGUAAUUCAUUACAAUGUGAUGAUUAGGGUUCUCGGAAGAGCUCGACGAUGGGUUGAACUUGAGACGUUGAUAGACGAAAUGGAGAAGAAUGGAAUCGAAUGUGUAAACUCUACGUUUGGAACUUUGAUUGAUGUUUAUAGUAAAGGUGGAAUAAGAGAGAAAGCAAUGCAUUGGUUGGAUGUAAUGAAGAAGAGAGAUAUCGAACCCGAUGAGGUGACUAUGGGGAUUGUCGUUCAAAUGUACAAAACCGCCAGACAGUUUGAAAAGGCUGAAACUUUUUUCAAAAACUGGUCAGUGCGUAAUAUUAGUAAACCAACAAAGUUCGCAGCUUCGGGUGUUGAUAAUCUUGGUUUAAGCCCGCAUACGUAUAAUACCUUGAUUGAUACUUACGGGAAAGCUGGAAGACUAAAAGAUGCAUCUGAUACGUUUGAUCAGAUGCUUAGAGUAGGUAUAGUCCCGAACACAGUGACAUUUAACACAAUGAUUCACAUGUUUGGUAAUCAUGGCCGGUUAGAGGAAGUUGCAUCGUUGAUGCAGAAAAUGGAACAACUACGAUGCGUACCCGAUACAAGAACGUAUAACAUACUUAUUUCGCUUCAUGUUAAGCAUGACAAUAUCAUUGUGGCAAAAGGGUACUUUAAAAAGAUGCAAGAAGCGUCUCUUGAGCCCGAUGUUGUGAGUUACCGUACACUUUUAUACGCUUUUUCAACAAGACGUAUGGUUAGUGAAGCAGAAGAAUUUGUAAAAGAGAUGAACGAAAGAGGUUACGAGAUAGAUGAAUUCACACAAUCUUCGAUUACCAGAAUGUACAUUGAGUCUGGUAUGCUUGAAAAGUCGUGGUUAUGGUUUUAUCGGUUUCAUAGACGAGGGAAGAUGAGUCCCGAGUGUUACGCUGCGAAUGUCGAUGCGUUUGGUGAACGUGGACAUGUUUUGGAAGCGGAGAAAGUUUUCGAAAGUUGUCGGGAACGAAGAAAUCCAACCGUUCUCGAGUUCAAUGUCAUGAUCAAAGCUUACGGGAUUAGCAAAAUGUACGAUGAGGCGUGUCGGUUAGUUGAUAGUAUGGAUGAACAUGGUGUGUAUCCAGAUGAAUGCAGCUAUAAUUCACUCGUUCAAAUGUUAGCAAGCGCUGAUAUCCCGCAGAAAGCCGCGUUCUAUUUAACGAAAAUGCAAGAAUCCGGAUUGGUGAGUGACUGCGUACCGUAUUGUGCGGUCAUCUCGAGUUUUGUGAAAUUGGGUCAACUCGAAAUGGCGGUGAGGUUGUUUGAAGAAAUGGUUCGAUUCGGUUUGAAACCCGAUGUGGUUGCGUAUGGUGUGUUGAUCAACGCGUACGCUGAUGUCGGAAACGUUGAAGGAGCUUUACGUUACGUGAACGAAAUGAAAGAAACGGGUUUGGCUAUGAACGGCGUUAUAUGUAAUUCUUUAAUCAAACUUUACAAGAAAGUUGGGUGUUUGAAAGACGCAGAGGAAGUAUACUAUAUGCUUCAACGAUUAGAUGCGGGUCCAGACGUUUAUUCUUCGAAUUGUAUGAUCGAUUUAUACACGGAACGAUCAAUGCUGAAACCAGCGGAGGAAAUUUUUGAAAAGUUGAGAAGAAACAGGAAUGUGAACGAGUUUUCUUACGCCAUGAUGUUGUGUAUGUACAAGAAAAUCGGGAGUUUUGAUGAAGCGUUUAAGAUAGCAAAACAGAUGAGAGAAUUAGGGUUACUGACGGAUUUAUUGAGUUAUAAUCAUGUUCUUGGAUUGUAUGCGUUAGAUGGUAGAUUUAAUGAGGCGGUAACAAUCUUUAACGAGAUGAUUAAAUCGGGCGUUGAACCGACUGAUUUAACAUUUAAAUCACUUGGAGUUGUUCUUAUGAAACGUGGUGUUUCAAAGAAAGCGGUUAAGAAUCUGGAAAUUAUGUGGAGAAAUGAUUAUGAAAGUGGUUUGGAAGUGUGGCUAGCGACUCUCGAUUCGGUUAAUAGUAUGGUUUAUGGUGAUGAAUGAUGGUUUAUUGUAUUAUUAGAUCAUAUUUAGAAUUUGGGUUUAUUUAGAGGUAUGUUUAUAGAUGCUUUUGAAUUUUGAAACAGAGUUAUAUAGUAACAAAAAAUUUGUUGAUUGAGGUAAAA
Molecule: messenger RNA, 2994 nt
Organism: Helianthus annuus (common sunflower)
Lineage: Eukaryota; Viridiplantae; Streptophyta; Magnoliopsida; Asterales; Asteraceae
Product: pentatricopeptide repeat-containing protein At3g23020
Exons: 1
Coding region: 71-2872 (933 amino acids)
Molecular function (GO): protein binding
Source: RefSeq, a predicted model, not a curated record